AUGGCUACUCUUGUCCUGCUCUCUGCUGCUCUCCUCCUCGGCCUUCUCCUGCCUUCCUCCAUGGCCAACAACAUUCUCUAUGCCGGCGACACGCUGAACACCAGCCAAUCCCUCACCCAAGGGAGCUAUACCUUCAUCAUGCAGUCCGACUGCAACCUGGUGCUGGACGACAACCAGAACCAGGCACUGUGGACCUCUGCCACCAACGGCCUAGGCGACAACUGCUUCGCAAACCUGCAGACCGACGGCAACCUCGUCAUCAACAACGACAAAAACGAGGUUGUCUGGUCGACAAACACCGCCGGCGAGGAGGACCAGUACAUCCUCUUCCUGCAACACGACGGCCACAUCAACAUCUACAAACCUAUAUGGACCCGCCCCAACAACGAUGACAAUUCCACGAACAGGAAGAUCGGCAUGGUGACUAAUAAUUAG
This is a messenger RNA of Zingiber officinale, 435 nucleotides long. Its product is annotated as mannose-specific lectin-like. Lineage: Eukaryota; Viridiplantae; Streptophyta; Magnoliopsida; Zingiberales; Zingiberaceae. The record is from RefSeq and is a predicted model, not a curated record. The transcript has a single exon. Bases 1 to 435 code for a protein of 144 amino acids.